GCGGCAACCUCGUCGAAAAUGUUCAUCAUCGGCCGGGCCAUCUCCGGCAUGGGCGGGAGUGGCAUUUCGACCAGUGGCCUGUCCAUUGUGGCUUCGGUGACGCCUCUUCCCAAGCGUCCGCUGCUAUCUGGUCUCGUGCUGUCUAUGUUUGGCAUUGGCACGGUGGUUGCUCCUAUCCUCGGCGGCGCCAUCACCGAAAAAGCAUCGUGGAGAUGGUGUUUCUACAUCAACCUGCCUAUUGGCGCCGUGACCAUCGUAGCCUUGCUGCUCUUCAUGAAGAAUCCGCAGACAAAGCCUGGACCAUCUGACGGAAUACCGUGGUAUCAAAAGCUGGAUCUGAUCGGCUGCAUCAUCUUCCUGGCCUCGGUGACGAUGACGCUGAUGGCGCUGGAAUGGGGCGGCAAUCAGCACGCGUGGGAUUCCUCGGUGAUUAUCGGUUUGUUCGUCGGUGCUGGCGCUGGCUUUGGCGUGUUUCUGGCGUAUGAAAAACAUCUGGGCGAGCGGGCGAUGAUUCCAUUCUGCCACAUGGUGCAGCGAUCGACGCUGCUCAGCAUCGCGUAUGCCUUUUGUCUGUUUGCCACGUCUGUCGUGCCCAUCUACUAUCUCCCUGAAUGGUUCCAGGUCGUGCAGGGCGUGUCGCCGCUGGAAAGUGGUGUGCGAAUGCUGCCCUCCGUGCUAUCCCAAGUGGUUGGAGUGGGUGUUUCUGGAGGACUAGCCAAAAUGAUCCGAUACUACAAUCCCAUCUUCUUCGCAGGCUCCAUCAUGCUCGCCACCGCCGUCGGUCUCUACACCACCUUUACCGUCUCCUCCACCCCGGAUUCACACUGGCUGGGCUUUCAGAUCCUGCAAGGCAUGGGCGUAGGCCUCGGCAGUCAGAUGCCGCUGUUGAUGGUGCAGACUAUCCUCGAACCUACGCCGAAGCAUAUCCCCAUGGGCAUUGCGUUGGUCAUGUUCGGGCAGUUCUUUGGCAGCUCCAUAUCACAGGGCAUUUCGGGCUCCAUCUUUCAGAAUCAACUCAUCAGCCAGUUGGAGAACCAUGCCGGGUUGAAUCCAGCGCAGGUGCAUCAGUUGCUGUCGGCAGGGAGUUCGAGAUUGCAGCAGAAUGCGCACAAUGCUUUCCCCCAGCUGGUCCCGUUGGUCCUAGAGGCGUAUAACCAUGCUGUCACUGGUGUUUUUUGGGUGCCAUUGACUGCAUCUAUCAUGGGCUUCAUCGCAGCGCUGGGAAUAGAGUGGAUUCAGCUCUAGAUCAUAUAUAUCUUCGUAUCCAAUCAAAGAUAAUAAUAAGCUAUAUGCUAUCUCUUGAUUUUAUACCGCGACACUUGCGAUCCAUCGCUGAGUUCGACAGCCACCAGCUCCAGUCUAUACCGGAAUAGCCAUGGCAGCAGUACGAAUCGACCGACAUAAUAGACAACUCCAAGAGACAGAAUGGCCAGAGCGACCACAGGAGACAGGUAGUAUGGAAGACUUGUACUUCCUUUUCCAUUUGGUGGGGGGAUAAAGGGCAUCACCA
Aspergillus wentii DTO 134E9 is the source of this 1510-nucleotide messenger RNA. RefSeq lists its product as uncharacterized. Gene Ontology annotation, biological process: transmembrane transport. Bases 19 to 1245 code for a protein of 408 amino acids. The record is from RefSeq and is a predicted model, not a curated record. Gene Ontology annotation, molecular function: transmembrane transporter activity. The transcript has 3 exons. NCBI's taxonomy places the organism in Eukaryota, Fungi, Ascomycota, Eurotiomycetes, Eurotiales, Aspergillaceae.